AUCAUAAUGAUGAUUAUUUUUCUAUUUUUGGUAAUAGUAAGAGAAAGUUGCAUGCCAGGGCACUACGAGCGGCAGCUGCUGAACGACCUCCUCAAGAACUACAACACCCUCGAGCGCCCUAUCGCCAACGAGUCUUCGGCCAUCGUCGUCAAGCUGGGUCUCACGCUGCAACAAAUUAUCGAUGUGGACGAGAAGAAUCAGAUUCUAACAACAAACGUCUGGCUAAAUUUUGAAUGGACUGACCACAACCUCAUCUGGAACGAAUCCGAGUACGGGGGGGUGGCUGACCUCAGGAUCCCCCCCAAGUACCUCUGGACACCUGACGUCCUCAUGUAUAACAGCGCUGACGAGGCUUUCUCCAGCAUGUAUCCGACCAACGUGGUGGUGACGAGUUCGGGUACCUGCACCCACAUCCCGCCGGGUAUUUUCAUGUCGACCUGUAGAAUCGACAUCACCUGGUACCCGUUCGACGACCAGAAGUGCGAGAUGAAAUUCGGGUCUUGGACGUACGACUUGGCGAAGAUUGACCUCCAGCUGCAGAGUCCAGACGGCGGCGACAUCAGCGGGUACAUAGCCAACGGGGAGUGGGAUCUCAUAGCGGUGCCAGGCAAGCGGAACACCCUUUCGUACAGCUGCUGUCCCGAGGUCUACGUGGACGUCACCUUCAAGAUCCACAUCCGCCGGCGAACGCUCUAUUACUUCAGCAACCUCAUCAUGCCCUGCGUUCUCAUCUCCUCCAUGGCGCUGCUGGGCUUCACGCUUCCGCCCGACUCCGGCGAGAAACUCACUUUAGGAGUCACUAUACUGCUCUCGCUUACCGUAUUCCUAAACAUUGUCACCGAAAAUAUACCUGAGACUUCCGAUGCUGUUCCUCUCAUAUCCACGUACUUCAACUGCAUCAUGUUUAUGGUGGCCUCCUCCGUGGUGCUGACCGUGGUAGUGCUGAAUUACCAUCAUCGCACUCCUACCACUCAUACAAUGCCGAACUGGAUCAAGUGCGUGCUCCUGCAGUGGCUGCCGUGGCUCCUGCGCAUGAACCGGCCGGGCAAGAAGAUCACGCGCAAGACAAUCAUGAUGAACAACAAGAUGCGAGAGCUCGAGCUCAAGGAGCGGUCGUCCCGCUCGCUGCUGGCCAACGUGCUCGACAUCGACGACGACAUCCGCCAGAUCCACGCGUCGGGCACCACCACGCCGGCAGGAGGAGGGGCGAGGGGGACGCCCUCCUACAACGGUGGAUACCACCGCCUCCUGGGCCGGUCCUACGAGGAAGGAGCUCCCCUGCUGGCGCCGCACUCCUCCUUCUGCUUUCAGAACACGCGCGAGCUGCAGAACAUCUUGCGCGAGCUCCGCUUCAUCACCAACCAGAUGAGAAGCAACGAGGACGACACCGAGGUGAGGCACGACUGGAAGUUCGCCGCGAUGGUGGUGGACAGGUUCUGCCUCAUCACCUUCACCCUCUACACCGUCAUCUCCUCGGUGGUGGUCCUCCUGUCGGCGCCGCACAUCGUGACCAACUAG
Penaeus indicus is the source of this 1518-nucleotide messenger RNA. RefSeq names its product neuronal acetylcholine receptor subunit alpha-7-like. Gene Ontology annotation, molecular function: acetylcholine-gated monoatomic cation-selective channel activity; transmembrane signaling receptor activity. NCBI's taxonomy places the organism in Eukaryota, Metazoa, Arthropoda, Malacostraca, Decapoda, Penaeidae. Gene Ontology annotation, biological process: chemical synaptic transmission; monoatomic ion transmembrane transport; regulation of membrane potential. Gene Ontology annotation, cellular component: plasma membrane; synapse; neuron projection. The transcript has 11 exons. The record is from RefSeq and is a predicted model, not a curated record. Bases 7 to 1518 code for a protein of 503 amino acids.